Molecule: messenger RNA, 2674 nt
Organism: Anopheles moucheti
Lineage: Eukaryota; Metazoa; Arthropoda; Insecta; Diptera; Culicidae
Gene: RhoGAP68F
Product: rho GTPase-activating protein 68F
Exons: 9
Coding region: 410-1903 (497 amino acids)
Biological process (GO): negative regulation of endocytic recycling; small GTPase-mediated signal transduction
Cellular component (GO): cytoplasm
Molecular function (GO): GTPase activator activity
Source: RefSeq, a predicted model, not a curated record
GCCAGCGUUUCCAGCGCGAGUGAGUGCAUCUAGCUUGCAUCCCGUUCAUGCACUAAUCAAAACAAGGAUGUGAAGUGUUAUCACAAUGAGCGAUCAUUGUUGAAUGGAAAAGUCUUCGAUGUGCUGCGUAAUAUGUUCCAAAGGGCCUGAGUGUUGUGUGUGUGUUGAGUGUGUCUUUCUAUGUGUGUUGUGUACCGUUCGGUCUCCCUGUUCCGCAUUUUGAGCUAGUGCACGAUCAGUGUAUGAUCCAUGGUUCUCGUUCCUCCAGAAAAGCUUCACCCGUCAGCGAGUGAUUUGAUAGGACACGUUCUUAUCAACUGUCGGCAGUAGUGUUCCGGUAAAGCAGAAUACAUUUGGUUCCGUGGUUCCGUAUCGUCCGACAAACCCGCACAGGGCACCACCAUUCACCAUGGACACCACUGUCGUCGAUCAAAAAGGCAACGCUGGUCUAGCAAUGAAGCUGCCAGGUGCACCAUUAAAUCCACCAAUGAUCGAUUCAACUGAGGAUCCACAUCCGAGCUUGUCCGAUUGGCAUGACUACGAACCGAACCUGGAGUUUGACGACACCGAAUUGUCCCACCCAUCGCCAGAACCGGGAACGACAACCGUGUUCGAUGAUAUCAACUAUUCCGCCGAGUUUGAAAUCCCGUCAGAGGACGAAAUCAUCAAAACCACUCUCGAGGCGGACAACUACGAGGAACAGCUAACGAUGGUUGGGCACGACGAGAACGCCAUCCGGAAGGAUUUCAAGCGGCGAAAAUUCAUCGAAUUCAUCGGCACGGAUAAGCAGGGCCAACCGAUCAUAGCAAUCUACGCCUGCAGGUUACCGGAACGGAAAGAUCUGAACUCGAAUAUUUUUAUUGAUUUUAUCAUCAAAUCGAUGGAAGAAUUCGUCCAGAAUGACUACAUCAUCGCGUACUUCCACCAGGGCAUGAAGGAUAACAGCAAACCAGCGCUCCAGUUCCUGUGGAAUUCCUACAAAGAGCUCGAUCGAAGCUUUAAGAAGAAUUUAAAGAAACUUUACGUGGUCCAUCCAACCACAUUCAUCAGAAUGGUUUGGUUCUUCUUCAAACCGAUCAUCAGUGAAAAGUUCAAGAGCAAACUUAUCUACACAAGCAGUCUGGACGAGCUGAAGCAAUCGCUCGGGCUGAAGACGCUGAAGGUGCCGGAUCCGGUGCGAGAAUUCGACGAAAAGAUCAACAACGGCACCCGGUACACGCUGCGGGGCAGUAAAUCUAGUCUGAAGAGCAGCCGGUCACUCGAGAACCUGCCCAAGUCGGCACAGUUCGGUGUGUCGCUGCGGUUCAUCAUCGAAAAUAGCGCCUGCCUCAACUGUAUACCGCCGAUCGUGCGAAAGUGCGUCGACCAUCUGUCACUGCCGGACGUGGUCGAAACGGAAGGUAUUUUCCGCCGGUCCGGUAACUACGCACGAAUAAAAGAGCUCCGCGCCAAGAUCAACGCCGGCGAGGAGGUGCAACUAUCCAACGAAGACACACACGUCGUCGCCUCGCUGCUGAAAACGUUCCUGCGCGAGCUCGAAGAACCGCUGCUCACCUACGAGCUGUACGAAGACAUCACCCAAUUUAGCGAGUGGAAAACGGAGGAGCAACGGUCACGCAACGUGAAGCAACUGUUGCGCGAGCGGCUACCCGAGGAAAACUACGAGCUGUUCAAGUACAUCGUCGAGUUUCUGGGCAAAAUAAUGGAGCGCAAAGAUUUCAACAAAAUGACCUCCUCCAAUCUGGCGAUCGUGUUCGGCCCGAACCUGAUCUGGCCAAAGCAGGAACAGAUGUCGCUGGACGAGAUUGGCCCGAUCAAUGCGUUCAUUGACUACGUGCUGCAGCACCAGGACGACAUCUACUUUGUGGAUAUCAACAAAAAGGAUCGGGGUGCGUACGAUUAACAGCGGCUGAUCUAAGACGGUUCUCACGGGGAACCAUCUUAUGGCGGACGUGGCGAAAACGCCAAAAAAAAACACACACACACAAACACACAAACACUGGAACGGAAACAUUCUAUUUCACAAGCGAUAAGUACCAAGUAUAUCAUAGCUGUUUUUUUGUGUAGCGGGGUGUGGCGUUGUGAGUGAGCAUCUUGCGCUCGCAGAGGAGCCACUCCCCAGCCAAUUUAUCUAGUGUUGGUCAAGUAAUAAGUAGUGUUAGCAGAAUGUGUUAGCUUUAAGGGAUUCUUGAGCGGAAGAAUGAGACUGUGUAUAGGCGAGAUUGUGUUUGAUAUAGUUGUAGCGCAAAAUGGGACACGAGGAAGCAGCAAAUCAGGGAGCGAUCGUUUGGAAAGGCACGAAACUAAAGGGAAGCUGCUUGGUGUAUAGGUGGAUUCCUUUUCGUUCUCUUUCUUUUCCUUCCAUUUGUUCUAGUUGUGUAAGCGUGUAAGAUGAUUUUAAAUGCAAUUGAAACAGAGAGUGUAAUACAGUUAGGUAGCUAGUGUGUAAUGGGGUUCGGUUGGAAUUGAGGUUACGCAGUGGAAAAGGGCAGAACGCAGAUGGACCGAUCUGGGUCUGCUGGUCCGCUGUGGUAUUUGUGCAAGUUUGUGGUAAGAUGAUGGUAACAUGUAUAAAGUAGCACCGUUGGUAGGCGUAUAUUGGCAAGAGAGAUAGUCAGAGAAAUAUGAAUUGUUGAUCAUUUAUUAUUAUUAUUAUUUUUUUAGCGCAAUAAAU